ACAUACCAAUAGCAUGUCCAAUUGGUUCUACUUUACUUUCUCUCGUUUUUUAAUAUUUAUGCAAAAAGCCAAUUGUUACAUCUAAUAAAAAACGGAGGUAGUGUUAAGAGAAACUGACGUUUUGCAUGUAAAGGUGUAAUGGUAAUCUCAUAAUGGGUUGGACAUUUUGCUGGACUAGAAAAACAGGAUUUUUGUACAACAUAAACCAAAUGACUUUUACCAAAUCAGAUCAGCUAAAUGACCAAAUUUUCCAUAUCUCUAGUUCUCCAUUAUGAACCACUAAAGUUACACUAUGUGCUUUGACAAAAUACGUGUCACAAUUUGAGUGGCUGUUAUCCUUAUUUGGAUACUCCUGCGGUCUUUCUCUGCAACCUUCAGAAACCCAUAACUGAAAAAACCUCCAACUCCACAACAUAUGCACAGGUGAAAUCACCACCAAAAACAAUUCCACAGCAACAUGAAAACCCUUAAUUUCCCAAAAACAAUGAACCCAGUUAACUUAAAUCCUUUAUUUUCACCCAAAAAUCUCACCUUUCUCUCUCCUAAGUUGCAUAUUGUUAAAUACCUCAACCCUCCAUUGUCACUAGCUCUCUGUUCCAGAAAACCCAACAAUCACAAUCAAACUGAUAACAUAAUUGAGGAAAAUCCCAAUUGCAAAUCCAAUGCAGAAUUCGAAUUCGACCCGAAUGAGAAUGACCUACAGGACACCCAACCCAACUUCAUUUUCAGCUCAGACAACCCCACAUCUACCCCUCCUGCACCGUCCUCUAGGGGCUUGAUCUUUAAUCCAGGCCAAAGUGGGUGUUGGGAUAGUAUUGAGAUUGGUUCCCCUGUUGUAAAAAGAUUCUUGAGUGACGAUGAAGAGAGAUGGUAUAUGUGGUACUAUGGGAAAUCUGAGAAGAACUUGGAUUCGGGUUCAAUCGGGUUGGCGAUUUCGAGCAACGGGGUGCAUUGGGAGAGGGGAGAGCAAGCUGCUGGUGAUUCAAGUUCUGGUACAGGGAUGGUGAUGACUUGUGGUGAAGAUUGGUGGGCAUUUGAUACAAAGAGUAUUAGACCUUCAGAAAUUAUGAUCAUGUCUAGCAACAAAGUUAGAGCUUCCUCUGCUGUUUAUUGGCUUUACUACACAGGUUAUAGCUCUGAGGAGGUGGAAAUGGAAGUGCAGUCUCCACAAGAUUACUCCCUUCAAUUUACUGAAGCUGUAAACGGGCCAGGGCUUGGGAUCGGGCUCGGAUUCGGGAGAGUUUCAAAGUCAUUGCCAGGGUUAGCCAUAAGCCAAGAUGGAAGAAAUUGGGCAAGAAUUGAAGGGGAUCAUCAUAGUGGAGCCUUACUUGAUGUAGGAUCAAACUUAAAUGGGGAAUGGGAAUGGGAUUCUUUGUUCAUUGCUUCUCCACAUGUUGUUUCCCAUAGCAAUGGAGAUAUGAGAAUGUAUUACCAUUCCUUUGAUCCUCAAGAAGGGAAAUUCGGUAUUGGAAUCGCGCGAUCAAGAGAUGGGAUUAAGUGGGUGAAGCUAGGCAAGAUUAAGACAAUAGGACAAGGAUCAAGCAAUGAGGAGUGUUUUGAUGAAAUGGGUGCACUAAAUGCUUGUGUAGUGAAAGAUAAGAAAGUUGGAAACUAUUUGAUGGCAUAUGAAAGUGUUGCCAAAGAUGGGAAAAGAAGUAUUGGAAUGGCGGUAUCUGAGGAUGGAUUGAAGGAUUGGAGACGAGUAAGCGAUGAGGCGGUUUUAACGGCGUCGUCGGAGGAUGGCUGGGAUAGCAAGGGAGUGGGAUCUCCAUGUUUGGUUCAAAUGGAUGGAGAUGAAGAUAGGUGGAGAUUGUAUUAUACAGGACUUGGAGUAGACUGUAAGACUGGAAUUGGGUUGGCUGUUUCUCAAGGGAGUGAUAUUACAAGUUUUAGGAGAUGGGCAGGGUUCCGCUUAUGAUUACAUGAUUUAGGAUUAGAGUGAUUAGAAGUAUGCAUUAACAUCCAAUAUUCAUGUUCUAACUUCUUGUUGUGUUUGUGUCCCUUUUGAAGAUUGGUUUUUUCUUUUA
Molecule: messenger RNA, 2027 nt
Organism: Beta vulgaris subsp. vulgaris (sugar beet)
Lineage: Eukaryota; Viridiplantae; Streptophyta; Magnoliopsida; Caryophyllales; Amaranthaceae
Exons: 1
Coding region: 458-1918 (486 amino acids)
Source: RefSeq, a predicted model, not a curated record